AUGCCCAAGAUCGCUAUCAUCAUUGUGGGUAAGCAUCAUCAUACCCGGUUCCAUCCCGCAACAAAAGGCAAAGCCGACACCGUGAGCGACUGGAACCCUCCGAACAGUACGGUCGUCGACAGAGGAAUCACAAUGGAGCGUCGUUGGGAUUUCGAAACACAAGCACAUGCGGCUUUGGAAGGCACCGUCAGUGACAGAUCAAUACCCGCUUUCUAUGACCAAGUCGAGCGAUUGACUCACUGGUUGUGCCGUCUCUAUUGCCGAGCCACCAAGGCCGCUUCGAUCUGUCCUCCCGCUUACCAUGCGGAUCGCAUCUGCGCCCGCGGGCGAUGCUUUCUCAAUGAAUGCCUCGACAGAGAAUGGCCCAAGGAUCAAAAGUUCCAGAUCAAAAUGGCGCUUUGGACGCAAGGAGUCCACGAAGAGUAG
Messenger RNA from Letharia columbiana, 426 nucleotides. RefSeq lists its product as uncharacterized. The record is from RefSeq and is a predicted model, not a curated record. The transcript has a single exon. Gene Ontology annotation, molecular function: nucleic acid binding. Bases 1 to 426 code for a protein of 141 amino acids. Lineage: Eukaryota; Fungi; Ascomycota; Lecanoromycetes; Lecanorales; Parmeliaceae.